Molecule: messenger RNA, 1101 nt
Organism: Schistosoma bovis
Lineage: Eukaryota; Metazoa; Platyhelminthes; Trematoda; Strigeidida; Schistosomatidae
Source: the annotation of a GenBank genome assembly
UCAAUCUAUACGACCUAAAUGACUCGUCCAUUCAGCAGCUAGAAGAAGCUGCAAUAAGCGUUAUAAAGCGCUACUACAUGUCUCAAAAUUACGCAACAUUUUAAUUUUUUCUCAAGGCCGUCAGCACUUUACCGUAGAACAAUAAAUUUGUGCUACACAUUUCCCUUCAUCAAACAAUUUCGGGUAGACAGGUUUUACCGAUGAAUGGACAACAUAAUUCAAGAUGAAUUGCAAUUAUUAUAUGAAAUGUUUCCCGGUGAAUUCAAAGUUGACUUUGAUCUUAUUUAGUUCAAAUCAAUAUACAGUCACUUUUGUAGUAACUCCUGGAGUAGGAUUUAAUAAUCCCGUAAACAAGUUUAUAAAAUUUAACCUGAACUUGAAUGUUACUUUGAAGUAUCCGAUAGAGUCACCUACAGUCUCUGUAGAAUGUGUUCAUGGUCUGAAAGAAAAAGAUAUUGCAAAAUUAUUAUCCCUUCUAAGAGAUUUAACUUUGGAACGACACGGCGAUCCAGUUAUUUUUGAUCUUGUGGAUUUUUGUCGUGAAUUUAUUUCAUCCAACAUCCCAACUGUUGAGUGUGCAAUAUGCUUGAAUUGCUUCCAAAAUGAAAGUGAUGUCUAUUGUACAACAAAUUUUCAUUAUUUUCAUACAUACUGUAUUGGUGAGUAUAUGAAUCGUAGACGAGUAGAAUAUGAAGAGGAAAUAAGCGAAUUAAAAGCCAAGGGCCCAUACACUGAAUUUCCACCACUUGAAGGUCAUAAAAAUAUAAAUGGAUUAUUAAAAGAUCAGUUUAUUACGUGUGUUAUGAAUAAUGUUAUAAACACAGUGUUACAUAACUCAUAUAGUUACAAAGGAACAAGAUACAGAAGUUAAAGAUUCCUCAUAUUAACCAUUGCGUUUUUUCAACAACAACAACAACAAAAAAAAAGAAAAAGGUCGAUCUAUAUUUUUAAUUGUACCGAAUAAUGAAUUUUGAACGGCAAAAAGGAUUUUGACGAAAUUGAUUGUUUGUCGCUUGUAUAAAAUUUUCUCUUACUGUCUCAAUUAAUUAAAUCAACAGUAUUAUUUCUUUCAUAAUUAGUGUCUAAUUGUGAACGAAAUCG